AUGGGUGCUCCCUCCGUUCCCUCUACGUCGUCGGUGGUAGACCAACCACCGGAUUUAGAAAUGCCGGAACUAGUCCCAGAAGUUUGCACUGGUAGUGAUCUUACCGUUUUAUUUAACAGCAACUUUAGAACCCGUAGAUAUAAGUGGGCACGCGGUCGCAGACAAAUGCUUUCUGGCGGAUUUACGGGAAUUCUGCCUGGAGGCCCAAAUGCCACUAUCCACAACCAAGAAGUUGUUUCGGAUGCUGCGGCCCUACCACCCAGAAGUACCCAAAGACCCAAGGACGCUAUUGCAAACGCCUCGAACCUGCAUUAGCAAGCCACUGAACAAAGGGAACUAUGUUCAUUUAGGUCUUGGGCGUGGUCUGGUGGAUCAACUUCACAGUCUGCCAGAGGCAACCGUUCCUGAAAUACACAUCCAACUGCAUAUCGACGGCAUGAAGAUAUUUAAGGGGUCGAGUCAGGGCCUGUGGCCGAUUCUCGCUCGUGUUCGCCAUCCGGUUGUUGGUCAGCCCUUCAUUGUUGGAGUGUUCUGCGGUCCCGGCAAACCCGAUCCGUUGGACGACUUCUUGGGCGACUGUGUUGGCGAGCUGAAAGACCUCCUGGCCAGUGGUCUGCGUAAUCCACAUACGCAAAAUAUCGUCAAGGUGAGCUUAGACAACGUCAUCUGCGACACCCCUGCCCGAUGUUUUGUGCGGCGAGUUAAAGCUCACAAUGGCUAUUACGGAUGCGACAGGUAUGUUGCGUCGUACUUUUAACUGUAACCACCGCAGGUGUUCCCAUAUGGGCAAACGUAUUGCAAACCGCAUGACGUUUGCAGUAUGCAGUGGGCGUCUGCGUGACGACAGGUCAUUCAGGUUGCGAAAACAGGAACAGCACCACAAGGGCAGGUCUCCGUUCGAGGAUUUACCCAUAGAUAUGGUGGUCUCUUUCCCACUGGACUAUAUGCACCUGGUUUGUCUGGGCGUCAUGCGGAAGUUACUGCAUAUUUGGCGUCUGGGCUCCAGCAGGCACUCUAACUCAUUGAAUGCGUCCAUUGAGAUGUGCAGCCAAUGUUUGCCGGCCGAGUUUUCGCGUAAAUGCAGAACACUCGAUUGCCUGGAGUUCUGGAAGGCUGCCGAAUAUAGGCAAUUUCUUCUGUACAUAGGCCCCGUCGUUUUGUCCUCCUCUUUAAGCGAAGCCCGGUAUCAACACUUUUUACAGUUUUCUCUCGCAGUGCACAUAUUCUGCCAUCCGGUAUUGCAUAUAACCUGGGGAGAAUACGGCCGGCUUCUGCUAAAUCGCUUUGUAGUUAAUUUCCCCACCUUGUAUAGCCCUUCGGAUAUUAUUUACAAUGUCCACUGCCUGCUUCACCUGUAUGACGAUGUGGCUCGGUUUGGAGUGCUGGAUAAUUUCUCGGCAUUUCCUUUCGAGUCCUUUUUACAAAGUGUCCGCAGCAGUAUAAAAGGGCCAACACACGUAGCCGCGCAGGUCUUCAAGCGCUUUUCUGAAAGACGCUUGCCUGAGGUACCGACAUGCCCAAUGCUGUUGGACGACGACGAGGGAGUGGCACGGGCAUUUAAACUGCCUCGCGGAUCCACUGCUGUUUUCCACGAAGACUUUAUUCUGUCAACUAAGCAGCCCGAUAAUGUGGUACUUAUUGGAAACAGACCGUGCAUACUGACAUCAGUUUCGUCCACGGGCAUAACUUACCGCCCUUUCCUUGACUGUGAGGACCUUUUAAAGGCAUCUAUUCCCUCCUCCCCUUUUUACAUGUUUAAAGCCUCCCGUUUGUCAGACACUCCUUCAACUGCCGCCCUUUCAGACAUCGUCUGUAAAUAUGUUCCGUUUGACAUUGACGGUAGUUUUUUUCUGAUUCCCUUACUUCACACUGUGCGUGCGCUCUGAAUCUUGUGUACAUUGUUUAUGUGAACAUAUAAAUUUCCCUGUAGAUGUAUUCCGUUGUGGAGUUCGUAAAUGACAAGGCUGUGGCCGUGGUGGCUGCAGCCUGGUUUUAUGACGUUGGUAGCGUUAUGUGGCCUAAGAACCACAAAGAGCGGGCCGUCCUGCUGAAUAAUAACAGGCGGCCACCAGACGGCACCAAGGUGUACGCCGUCAGGCAAAUGAAAAGUAAUCUGACACUGCUGAAGGCCAGACAGCUGGUCCGAAAAGCAGAACUAUCGGACAACCUUUCCAGCUCCGAGCCGGGCAAAUUAGGCAGGGGGAUGAGGAAAAAGUACAUUUUCCAUACUGGUAAUCUGUUCUUACAGGUAUGUCCGUAGGCUGACGUCGGAAUCAGACGAAGCAUCGUCUGAUUCCGACGAACUACUUUAUCGUCCGAGGCAGCUACUUGGUUGGCCAACACCACCACGAAUACCGCAGUAAGCAUAUUUAUCGGUAAUUAUUCGUACGUCAAGAACGGACGAACAGAUGCCUCAAGUCAUCUCUCAGCACAGUCAACCUACGCCAUUGACUUCGUAUCGGUAAGCCCCUUUUAUUAAUUUUUACCGAAAGCCGUCUAGGGAAAUGCCGGCGCCUGCGGCAGUGCCUGCUACCGAACCUGCAUGUAACCUGCAGGCGCAGAACGAUAUGACUGACGUAAACGUUCGGUUAGCGUCUCUCGAGUAAGACUGUUGACUGUCUCAUUGACACUCUAUUAGGAAAAAAGUCGACUUCUUGGCCGAGCAAAUGGUCGCCCUCAACAGCAGUGUGCGGCAACUGCAGGCAACAGUUAAUGAUGCUGUCAGUGCAUUAAAGGUGAGUGCCGUUGCUGCCGACGUCGGGCCCUCUCGUCUGCAUUUGCCACUGUGCACAGUCGAAGCCUACGAAGACUUCGUUCGUCGGCUAACUACUGAGGCCGAGUUGGCAGACAAGGCGGUAUUUGUGUAUUUGCUUAACUGUUUUCAGAUCAAACAGCUGGCCGUGGUGGGAGGUCGGAGUGAAAAAGACUUCGUCAGAAAUCUUUUGACUGCUCUUAUUGGUCCGCCGCUUUGUUACACUUUCUGCCGGAGGGGCGGAUCCAAGGAGAAGCGGCCGUUCCUUGCCUGUCCGUUAUUUAGCAUCAUCAACGGUAGGUCCGCUUUCUGCUUAUUGGCACAUACAGAUGCCAUCGGCCAAAACCCCCGUUUCAGCAACUGCAACAGGGAGGUACUUCGACUGACCGCCAUUAAUUGGUUCCAUGGGUCGAAGGACCGUUAUGGUGGACGAGCGAAACGCAGGCGGAAUAUUCACACAGUACGUCAAUUUCCUUUGAAUUACUGCCCAAAUUUGUUCAGUUUCAUGGAGUGCCCACCGAUGACCUCGCAUGUCCACAACUUUCCCCUCCGAAACACACGUAAGUUAACUUACAAAGAACUGCUGCUAGCACACUUUAUCUCUACCUAUGUCUAGUGUUCGAAAAGUGAGACACAGCUCACUUUACCCGGCCCUCGUUGACCGGCUUCGGGUCUGUGUCGGACCCGUAUGUUACUGUAACCAGUGCCGCGCCCGCCCUAGUUGACUGCGUAGAUAAUUAGCGUCGCUAAUUACUUCACGCCGUUACUGCCUCCUGUCAACGUGGUUCGUAAAACCGAAUACGGACAAGCAAAUUAAUUUGACAGACGACGUCCUGGCUUCUCUGCUUCAGCCCUGAGAUUGUUGGCCGAGGCGAUGAUUACAUGCUAGGGUGGGUUGAUAGACGCCUAGUCGUCUUUCGCCGACAGCUCAAUCAACAAGUACACCAAUUAGCUUGCCCCCCAUUCGGUUUUAUGAAUUUUCUUCCCACGCGGCAGUGAUGAUGUGGACCAUAGGGGUCACCAAUUAUCUCCGCAGUCAACGAGGGAGGGGGCCAAAUUAGUCGCAUUUAAAUGAGAAUCCAGUGUAGCUCCAUCGGUGGUCGAUUAUUGUCCUGUACAUAGAACUGUGUGCAUGACAUUCCAGUGUCUGGUGACAGGCAGACGAAUUCACUACUCGGAACGCCAGACCCCCCUCUGGUCUGCCCCGAACGAAGUCCCCCCCCCUAUGACACGCCACCUAGGAAUUGCAUUUCUCCUACUAUUAGCAUAAUGGAUUACUUCAAUGACAAAAGCAUCACUCAUGUUUUACCACAGUUCUUUUUUUUUGCAGGAACCGCAAGUAA
Molecule: messenger RNA, 4095 nt
Organism: Spirometra erinaceieuropaei
Lineage: Eukaryota; Metazoa; Platyhelminthes; Cestoda; Diphyllobothriidea; Diphyllobothriidae
Source: the annotation of a GenBank genome assembly